UUUUGCAGCUCGGAUAUGAUGUAACAAUUGUCCGACUUAUCGGAAGUUACAACCGAGUAACAGAGUAAACCAUAUUUAGCGCCAGUUACACUUUAAAGAUAUUAAACUUGUGACAGUUUGCUCUAUUUCACAAAAUGGCUUAUCCAGGGUACGGCGGGUAUGGGGGUCCGAUGCCAGGCAUGCCAGCUCAGGGGAUGCCGCCCCAAGGAAUGCCAGGAGGGCCUAUGGGUGGCCCCAUGGCUGGACACAUGGGUGGGCCGAUGGGAGGGGCACCACACCAAGGAGGAUAUGCCCCCUAUGGAGGAGGCUAUCCAGGCACAUACGGCGCCCCACCCCCAGCUGCCAAUGAUCCAAUGUGGAGUUACUUUACAGCCAUAGCAGGCCAGGAUGGUGAGAUCGAUGCAGAGGAGCUCCAGAGGUGUCUCACCCAGUCUGGUUUCACUGGCAGCUACACUCCAUUCAGCCUGGAGACGUGCAGGAUCAUGAUUGCAAUGCUCGAUAGGGACUUUACAGGCAAGAUGGGUUUCAAUGAGUUCAAGGACCUGUUCACAGCUCUGAACGGCUGGAAGCAGAACUUCAUGAUGUUUGACCAGGACAGGAGUGGAACUGUUGAACCUCACGAGAUGACUCAGGCGAUCACCGCUAUGGGCUACCGCGUCAGUCCUCAGGCUCUAAAUGCAAUCAUCAAGCGCUACAACAAAGGAGGAAGAAUCUUCUUUGAUGACUACGUGGCCUGCUGUGUCAAACUGCGAGCUCUCACAGAGAGCUUCAGACAGAGAGAUACCAUGCACCAGGGAUCUGUCAGCUUCCAGUAUGAUGACUUUAUCCUGUGCACAAUGGCCAUCUAAGUGGUGCUGUGUGUCCCACACCACGAGGUCACGGCAUGUAACGAACCAAUCAGCGGUGGAUUCUGGACCACUGCAGCACAGGAAUGCAAAGGGAGGCCAGUAUGUUAGACUGAGCUGCCAUGAG
Molecule: messenger RNA, 972 nt
Organism: Siniperca chuatsi (mandarin fish)
Lineage: Eukaryota; Metazoa; Chordata; Actinopteri; Centrarchiformes; Sinipercidae
Gene: gca
Product: grancalcin
Exons: 8
Coding region: 135-848 (237 amino acids)
Molecular function (GO): calcium ion binding
Source: RefSeq, a predicted model, not a curated record